This is a messenger RNA of Trichoderma virens Gv29-8, 1482 nucleotides long. RefSeq lists its product as uncharacterized. Bases 1 to 1482 code for a protein of 493 amino acids. The transcript is spliced from 2 exons. Lineage: Eukaryota; Fungi; Ascomycota; Sordariomycetes; Hypocreales; Hypocreaceae. The record is from RefSeq and is a predicted model, not a curated record.
AUGACUGACGCGUGUCAAGGAUCCGGAUUCGCUCCUUCAUACGCACAAGUUGGAUUGCCACGCCUCGCAGAGCCGGCUAGCUUGCAGCAGUUCAGUCUUCUCAAUGAGUGGAUCGAAUUGUGCAACCAAAAUCAUAGUUGUUUCCCAGAUACGAGCGACACGUAUCAACCUGGUUGCAUGCCUACAAGAGUCAUAGAUGUUCGCCAACUUCGUCUUGUCGAAAUCAGCAAGCGUACGAAACACAAGUAUAUCGCUCUAAGCCAUUGUUGGGGAAAGCUUAAACUAGAGGAAAAAUUCUGCACUACUUCUCAUAAUAUUGAGAUUCUAAAGAAGAAUAUUCCACUCAAAUCCCUACCAAAAAGCUUCCAGGACGCGGUAACAGUUACCCGUGCUUUACGCAUCUCAUAUCUCUGGAUCGACUCCCUUUGCAUUAUCCAAGACGAUACAAAGGACUGGGAAUCAGAAGCUUCCAAGAUGGGAGACGUCUUUAAUUCUGCAUACUGCACCAUCGCUGCAAGUUCUGCCGCAUCCUCUCUGGAUGGAUUCCUUGGUGUACGAAGCCCGAGGGCUUGCGUUACCGUCCAGACAACCCGUGGACCCCUGCAACUUGCCGAAUUCAUCGACAAUUUCCAUGCACAUGUUGAGCAGAGUGUAUUGAGUACACGAGGCUGGGUAUUACAAGAGAGAGCACUUUCUCGUCGCACCAUAUACUUUACAUCGACCCAAGUCUAUUGGGAAUGCGGCGGUGGCGUCUGCUGCGAGACGUUGGCUGGAUUGCGAAACCCGAAAUCUCAGUUUCUGGGCGACUCCAAUUUCCCUGCUUCCGGCCUUAAAUACUACAAGGAUGACCGCAUACGACUGAUUCAGCACAUAUACCAAAUCUAUAGCAAACUUCACCUUACAAAUGCUACCGAUCGUCCAAAGGCCAUCAUAGGUUUGCAAAAGCGACUUGCUUCCACAUUUGGGUCCAGAGCCGAGUACGGCCUGCAUGAAAAGUACCUGCACAGGACGUUGCUUUGGGAGGCUGCUGUCUCCGGAAGCCUGUCCCGGAUAUCAUUCAAAGGGAACAAUUGUGUGCCUUCCUGGUCUUGGAUGGCAUGCACUGGCGGAAUCCAGUUUAUGAACAUUCCUUUCAACCAAGUCAAUUGGACAGGAAAUGUCCAAAACCCAUUCGUUACUGCGAGUCCAAAUGCUCAAUGGGACGGGCGACUACAUGCCGAAGCAAGUCAGCUAUUGAUCGACGGCAUUGAACUAUCAAAAAGAUCGAUAAUUGAUUCGGAUUAUAAUGUGUUCGAUCCUGUAAAUUGGAAGUGCAUCGUUGUUGGGAUAAGUAAGGUUGCAAGCGAGGAAGACAAGCCCGCCCACUAUGCCUUGUUAAUACGUUCGGUAUCACACACUUCUCCUAUCUACGAAAGAGUCGGUGUUGGGACUCUAUUGGCAGAUCAUAUCUCACCAAAGAUAGAACGUGUCAUUGUUAUGUAG